AUGAUGACAGGGAUAUCGAAGCAUGGCAUGCAGCAAGGAUACCAUUUUGGGGAAAGCGCGUCUGUGCUCUUUCUUGCAAAAAAGUGGUUCGUUAUCUCGAUUCGCUCCUGCCCUCUUCCUUGCAAGACUCAGUACGUACCACAGUCUAACCACCACAGGCUCAGUCAGCCUCCCAGCGAAACGGUUCAACUCUCUCUCUGCGUGUCAACUUUGUCACUUUGUCUCUUUGUGGCCCGACUCGAACGACCUCUCGUAGAUUUGCAUGGCCUUUCUUUCGCUCUGCCUCUACGAAAUCGCCCCCCCUCCCCCAGACGAAAGAAAAGGCCUCAGAAUUCACAUCUUACGACUGCCAUCGACGGCUUGGCUGUCCGCGCUCCUGGGCGUGAGGAUCACUGCCGAUGCGACUCCAAUCCAAAACUCACCGACAAUCCACAACGCCCAUAG
Colletotrichum paranaense is the source of this 444-nucleotide messenger RNA. RefSeq lists its product as uncharacterized. The record is from RefSeq and is a predicted model, not a curated record. NCBI's taxonomy places the organism in Eukaryota, Fungi, Ascomycota, Sordariomycetes, Glomerellales, Glomerellaceae. The coding region runs from base 1 to 444 and encodes 147 amino acids. The transcript has a single exon.